AUGGCGGGCCAACAGCAGCAGAUUAUGGAUACCAUCUUCAGCAUGAAGAGGAAGAUGCUGCGAAAAGACGACUCCGACACAGAAGACUCCGAAACACCCUUAAACAGCAACAAGCAGGAUUUGAGGCGCAAGGUCCAUUAUGCGCGCGCCAGCGACCCAGACUUCCUUUCUGACCCGCGACCGUACAAGAAGCGCAUUGAGCACGCCGGCUACCACAGGUCCAUCCUACAGCGCAACCCUCCACGAUACGAUGCGGACGGUGAUGUUGUCGAAGUCGAAGAAGACUACGAAGACGAGGAAGAUGUGGAGGCUGUCGAGGAGAAUCCUUACGGCAACAUACAGCUCGAGAGCCUUCUUGCGCCGCUCACCUCCGCCGCCGAUCUACCCAACCAUCCUGCCCUGAGCGUAGCAUACUCCUCUCGACAUCUCACAGACCUCGCGAGCGAAGCUGGAGCCCUCUCGCGGAAAGAGCAGGUCACGAACGCGCGGGCGAAGACUCUAUUCGUGAAACUGCAGGGCGACUCCACGUUUGCGCCAGCUGCCCUGGCUGCUAUGGGCAGGGCACCGUUCCAGGAGCCAUGGGCUAGCAGCGCAAAUGGGCGCGCGGGCGAAGGAGAGCAGCAACACCACGAUGCGGAAAUGCGCGAAACCAUAGAAAGUCCCCAUGACGUAGACAUGGAGGAUGCAGGCCAGCCAAAUGGCACUAGUCGACAGACCGAGACCAACGGCGACACGAGUUCAGAGAGGGUCAAUGGCGCACAUUCUGUGACCAACGGAACGCACGCAGGAGAUGCAGAGCAGGCGCAAGAGAAUGGAGAAGGAACGCCCGAAGACGCGUCCGAUACCGCGUCGCAACAGACGCAUAGGAUGACGACACGCAGACGAGCACAGGCGCACGCAGCCUCGACUCCCUCCCCACCUCAUUCACCCUCGAGCGGUGUCGGCGCAAUACAUCCUCUCUUCAUACAUCCGUCGGAUUCGUUGCCAGACCGCGACUUUGGUCUUCCGCCGAACGAAGCCGAGGAGACGCGCAUGCUCCUCAUGGCCUACGUACAGAAACAGGAGGAGGUCGCACGGAUAACAUCCGACUUGUAUCAAGGCCUGCUACAAGCCGACCGCAUGAGGCAGGAUGUAUACAAGUGGUCAAAAGCGGAAGGCCAUGUAGGAGAGAUGAGCGAUGGCGAGGACUGGUAUGACCCCGAGGAGUGGGAGUUGGAUGGUGAACUCGCAAAGGGUCGAGAUGAAGAGGAGGACGAUACAGCCGUGGCUGGCAAGAAGAGCACAAGGCAACGGCGGAAGCCGGACAAGGAUGAUCGAUAG
This is a messenger RNA of Alternaria ethzedia, 1320 nucleotides long. RefSeq lists its product as uncharacterized. Gene Ontology annotation, biological process: negative regulation of silent mating-type cassette heterochromatin formation; negative regulation of rDNA heterochromatin formation. Gene Ontology annotation, cellular component: Rpd3L complex; cytosol. The transcript has 3 exons. Bases 1 to 1320 code for a protein of 439 amino acids. NCBI's taxonomy places the organism in Eukaryota, Fungi, Ascomycota, Dothideomycetes, Pleosporales, Pleosporaceae. The record is from RefSeq and is a predicted model, not a curated record.